Messenger RNA from Phytophthora infestans T30-4, 888 nucleotides. RefSeq lists its product as uncharacterized. The transcript is spliced from 4 exons. Lineage: Eukaryota; Oomycota; Peronosporomycetes; Peronosporales; Peronosporaceae. Bases 1 to 855 code for a protein of 284 amino acids. The record is from RefSeq and is a predicted model, not a curated record.
AUGGCAAGCUCCGGCGCAGGCGCCGCACCUACCAAGCCCUGGGAGAAGCGCCAAGCAGCCGCCGCCCAAGCUAGCGGUGACAUCUUGGCGUCUGCUGGCGUCACACCACAGUCCCCAGCGUCUACUGCCUCUCGACUGGCCUCAGCGCUCGGCACCGCGCCUCAGUACGGAACUACGGGAUACGGAGCAACAGGAUAUGGAGGCUACGGCGCGAGUGGCUACGGUACGGGGAUGGGCUCAACGGGAUAUGGAGGUAUUGGAGGAUAUGGAGGAGGUUACGGUGGGAUGAGCUCGUAUGGAGGACUCGGAGGUUACGGAGGUGGCUAUGGAGGAUACGGAGGUGGCUAUGGAGGUUACGGCGGCAUGUCGAGAAUGGGCUACGGAGGCAUGAUGGGCGGUGGCAUGGCAGACCCGAACAGCGGAGGUCUGGGAUGGCUCAAUAGCUUUAACCAGAUUGUGAGCUCUAUUGGCCAAAUCACGGAGCUGCUCGGCAUGAACGCAGAGGCGCUCAACUUCUGCAUUGGGAGCUUCGUCCACUUUCUUGAACGGAUAGGAGCCGUGUGCGCUGGUAUAGCGGCCAUGCUAGCACCACGACCAACAUUCCCGCCUGGUCAUCCUCGACAUGGUGAGCCUCCAGUGACUGAAGAGGAAGAAAAAAGCCGAUUGCGUCGUGUGCGUAUCGUCCAGUUCAUGGUGAGCAUGGCAGCGCUCACAGUCGUAUACAAAGGUCUACGGUGGAUCAUGCGGCUGCGCUCCAGGGCGACACAAAAGCUGCUGGUCGCCCCACCGACUACCGGAAUGGGACGUGAUUUGGAGAACAUUUUUCAGCGCACCGUGGGCGUCAAGCACUUUUAAAAGAAUUUCAAGACCAAGUGAAUAAUUGUGUAA